AUGAAUUUACCGGUUGACUUGCUCAAAGAAAUAUUUGGUCAUUUUGAACAAGACAGACACUCACUGCAUGCUUGUGCACUAGUAAAUCGUACGUGGAAUUCCGUUGUAAUUCCUCUAUUAUGGCGUAAUCCUUUUGGUUUGGCCAAAAUAGAAAAUAUCGAAAGUGCCAAUAUUACUGGCAAUCCCUUGGGAUUAAUGACAGAUAACGCUAAUGAUGUCAAUCAUAACAACGAUAACAUUUUCGAAACAUCUCUCGAGGAUCUUGAAGACCUUCGAAGACGUUUUGACGGGGAUAGUAUCAUGUCGGAUGACGAGGAAGAUGACCUUUGGGUGUCAGAGACAUUUGUUUAUCAAAGUCUUGAACAAAUAAAAAGAGAAAUAAUUAGUACUUAUCUAACUUGCUGUAAUGAUUUUGAAUGGGAAAUUAUUCGGGAUGGUGGAAUUGAUAUGCCACGUUCGUUAGCCAAACCCACCUACGAUUACAUUAAAUUCCUACAAGUGGUCAAUGACGCGGACGUAAUGGAAGCUGCAAGAGCAUGGGCGAAUGGACCGGGAAAUAAUUUUCCAUCAUCAGCUCCUCAACUAAUCACCAGAACUUUAUUGAAAAAAUUCGCACAAGCAGCCAAGAAGCUCAAAUGGGUUUCAAUUCAUCUAAGCCCACCAUGGGAUUCAUCUUUAAGAUUAAUUGAUUUCUUUAGCAGGCAUCAAUUUCGUAUAGUUACAUUAGCAAUCUAUUUCGGUGAAUCUGAAUCCGAAGAUUACGAAAUCGUGAACUCCUGUUUAAAGCAAGUGGCCACAUUAAUUAAAAUGCAAGAUAACCUUGAACGUUUUGUCAUUGAAGGAGUCAAAUACGGCCUACCUUCCAUAAUUGAUGCACUUCGAAAAAAACGUGAUGGUCUUUCUCAUCAUCUAAAGGAAGUUUUGUUUAAUCAGUGCAAAUUUAACAGGGAUGCUUGUCAUGGCAUCAUGAGUUGGCAUUUUUUGGAAGAUUUAUGUUCGUUGAGGUUCGUUAACUGUACGAAUUACGCACCACUUGAUAUGGCUGAUCUAUUGAAAGAGAGUAUGGUCAUGGUUCGUAUGGGUGAUGACAAUUAUUUGGAGUUGGUUGGCUUGAAUGAGCAUACUGUCGCAGACUCUUCCGAGUGA
Messenger RNA from Ambispora leptoticha, 1146 nucleotides. The record is from the annotation of a GenBank genome assembly. NCBI's taxonomy places the organism in Eukaryota, Fungi, Glomeromycota, Glomeromycetes, Archaeosporales, Ambisporaceae.